AUGACUUAUGUGAAUGCCAUUCCUGAACUGGAUGGCAACAACUAUGGGAAAUGGUACCAGAAAUUGGAGAUAGCUCUGGCGAUGGCCAAUAUAGAUUUGGCCAUCACAACGCCAGCUCCACAAGAACCAGAAAAGCCCGUACGGGCACAGAAUGAAGAAGCUGCUGCUUGGGCUAUCCGAGAGAAGAAUUAUGACUCUGCUAUGACCAGAUAUGAUGCUGACAAGACACGUUGGAAUGAUUCCAACCGCAAGUGUCUUAUGGUCAUGAAGGGUUCCACUUCAGAUGCCAUCAAGAUGGCGAUCCCAGAUUGUAACACCGCUUCAGAAUAUUUAGCAAAGGUGAAGAGUCAGUUUACUGGUUCUUCCAAGGCUUAUGCUGCUAUUCUUGCUGAGCACCUUAUCACCAAGAAAUACACUGGCGGUGGCAUCAGAGAACAUAUCUUAGAAAUGAGCCACAUGGCCAACAAGCUUAAGACAAUGGACAUGCCUUUGCCAGAAAAGUUCAUUGUUCAGCUGGUCUUCAAGUCACUACCAAAGGCGUUUGAGGCAUUUCAUGUCAACUAUAACGCUUUUCCAGAAGAUUGGGGCAUUGACAAGCUGAUUGGCAUGUGUGUUCAAGAAGAAGAUCGCCUUAAGAACUCCAAUGGUGAAUCAGCAUGA
Panicum virgatum (switchgrass) is the source of this 660-nucleotide messenger RNA. RefSeq lists its product as uncharacterized. The record is from RefSeq and is a predicted model, not a curated record. The coding region runs from base 1 to 660 and encodes 219 amino acids. The transcript has 2 exons. NCBI's taxonomy places the organism in Eukaryota, Viridiplantae, Streptophyta, Magnoliopsida, Poales, Poaceae.